Messenger RNA from Cyprinodon variegatus (sheepshead minnow), 1201 nucleotides. RefSeq names its product glycine N-acyltransferase-like protein 3. Bases 100 to 930 code for a protein of 276 amino acids. The transcript is spliced from 5 exons. NCBI's taxonomy places the organism in Eukaryota, Metazoa, Chordata, Actinopteri, Cyprinodontiformes, Cyprinodontidae. Gene Ontology annotation, molecular function: glycine N-acyltransferase activity. Gene Ontology annotation, cellular component: mitochondrion. The record is from RefSeq and is a predicted model, not a curated record.
GGACAAAUGAACCGACUGUCAAUGAUUUAUAAGUUCCUGCUGUUUUUUGAACCAGCGACCACCUGAAAAACAUAUGUAGGAUCUGUAAAUUAGGAAGAAAUGAAGGUGUUAAACAAAGAAGAGCUUCAGAUGGCUGAAGGAGUCCUGCUCAACCACUUCCCGCGGAGCUUUAAGGUCUAUGGUUUCCUCUACGGGAUUAACAGAAACAAGCCGAGCACUUUAGAGGUUGUUGUUGAUUCCUGGCCAGAUUUUAAAGUGAUCCUCCUGCGCCCUGAUCCCAAGAACAAACAUUCCCAGGACUUUACGAAAAAGGUUUCCUUCUACAGCAGAGAUGAGGAAGUUUUAAGGAAAAUGCUGAGAGAAGAAGUGGACUGGAGUGCUUACUUCCUAAUUGGAGGUUUUGAUUUUUCUCAUUCACUUACUAUCAAAGAAGUUUCCUCUGAAAAGAAAGUGAACAACAGAGGCUUUACAUCAGUGCACCUUCUUUAUCUUUCUGACCUCAGCUGUCUUCUCACACCAGAUAUUGACAGCCAACUCAAAACAAGGAUUUCAUCACUCAAUCUCUCCCACGUUGACAAGGUGAAUAAAACCUGGAAGUUUGGUGGGGAUAAGAAGGGUUACAGGAACAUUAAAAACCUGAUUAGCAAUUUCCCAACCUGUUGCAUUAUGGACACUCAGGGUGAGCCAGUGGCUUGGAUCUUGGUGUAUGAUUACUGCGCUUUGGGUAUGUUAUACACACUUCCGGAACACAGAGGAAAAGGUUAUGCCAAGGUUUUGAUCAGCACCAUGGCCAAGAAGCUCCAUGCAGAGGGCUUUCCAGUUUACUGCUUCAUAGAGGAAGACAACCUGGUGUCCUAUAAGCUCUUCCAAAACAUGGGCUUCACUGAGGAUGAUUCAUACAGGGCACUCUGGUUUGAGUUGAACUUUUGAUCUGGGAAAUGAAAGAAGCAGCAGUUUUUUGACUCCUCUGGGUCAAAAUGUCAUUAAACUUGAAGAGAACAUUUUAUAAUUGUAGUUGCUGUUUUACAAAUUCAUACCUUGAAAGAAUGAUUUGCAUUUGCAGUUACUUACAUACAAGUUAAAUCAAAUCAACUUUUUAAGCUGUUUUUUUUUAUUUCAAUAAAUGUUUUUUACUCAAAACUCAGUAAAUGAAUUAAAAUAAUUAGAACAGUCACCUUUCAGGCAUAUCCUUUUUGAUUUU